This is a messenger RNA of Leguminivora glycinivorella, 2704 nucleotides long. RefSeq lists its product as uncharacterized. Bases 631 to 1005 code for a protein of 124 amino acids. Lineage: Eukaryota; Metazoa; Arthropoda; Insecta; Lepidoptera; Tortricidae. The transcript is spliced from 2 exons. The record is from RefSeq and is a predicted model, not a curated record.
ACUACAGUAAACGCUGGUAACUGUGUAAAUUGACUAUAGAUAACAGAUGGCGUUAAAUACUUCGUAUAAAGCGACAUCUGUUGUCGAGUAGCAGAACUAUAUAUUUUCACAUAUUUUCGUUAAUUAAAACGUUUUCGACAGAAACAUGAGUAGUAUUUUUCCAUUACAAUUUUCUGACUCGUAUUAGGUAUCUUUCAAUUACCACUAUAGCAUUAAAACAAGGCGAUACUAGAAUCAAUUAAAAAGUUUUCAAUAGACUCCGCAGCGACAGUGGCGCCGACAUUUUCCAUAUAUCAGGGUUUGUUUUCACGAAUACUUCAUUCCACCGUAAAUCGUCCUCGCGUGAACACCUGAUCCUGACGGGUCCGCGCACGUGACACACAACUGAAAGCCGGCUUUUCCACUGUUUGUCCUUCAAGAAAUAAUCAAUAAAUUUAAUUUUUCUUCCCCUUUUACUCUGAAACGAGUGGAUUUUUGUGGAUAACAACGCGGAGGCGGUGCAACCGGGAGCGCUUCAAAGAUAUCGGUCCGCGUGCAAUUUUCCGCGUUCAGCGCCAGCUUUUCGUGGGAGCGCAACCAAUAUUCCUACAAAAACGUUAAAACCGAAGAGUCAUCGUCACCGCCGAAGAGAUGGCGUUCAUGAUGCCGGUCAUGAAGAACGACUGGGACAUAUACAACUCGCAACGGUCGCGGAAGACGUCGGAGAACGCGGAGAAGGGCCCUGGCGGGCGUGUGCGGAAGGUGUCGGAGUCGCGCUCCGAGGGCCCCGCGCUGUCGCCGCGCUCGGCGGCCGCGCUGAGUCCGCACCGCUCGGCGCCCGCCAUGCGCUCGCUGUCCUACUGCCGCGCGCCGCCGUCGCGCGUCUCGCUGCGCUACGCCGACAGCCCCAAGGGCUCGGCUAGCCCGCCCGCGCCCAAGGCCCGCGAGGACAAGUUCCACAGCAGGGCGCGCGCCGAGUCUCCGCCGCGAGCCGGGCGCUGCGGGGCCUGCGUGCCCUACCUGUGAGCCUCGCGACGGCCCCAAGCCUCGCGCGCGCCGCCACACUAUCUGUGAUAUGUACGAACCGGAGGACUCUACAGUUGAGUAAUGUUUGAAUGUGCUACUAAUAUGUAACAAAUAACCGCCUGCUGGUUCUAGAGACGCUGAAGGACCUAUCCGACUUAAAUAUUUCUGUUUCAUCAACAUGACGCAAUAGUGUACUUUGCUUUCCUUCUAAAUUUUCUGCCGAUGUUUAUUUACUUUUCCGGUUAGUUUUUACGAUUGUUACACUUACACAUCUAAUCCAUAGCCUCAACUCAAAGCUACACUUUUGCUGUUGCAUGUUCAUUUGUGAAUUAAGGCAGUUAUAUUUUAAUUGUAACUAGUAUCGUAAGUAAAUGUAAUACGAAGUAUUGGUUCGGAGAAGGUUGUCAGUCAGUAUUAGGUUGUAAUGUAUUGUAAACGGCUGUUUGAAUGGAUUAAGACUGCGUUAGGCUAAGGUCGCCGUAGGUCGAGUCGGGCUCGGUACGAGUAUAUUAUAAUACCCGAUAAAUAUAAAUAGUAUACCUAUGGCAGUUUCAGCAUGCUAUCUGUGAUUUGUUGUUUGUAAGUUUACGUGGAGUUAUUUAUUUUAGCAGUAUUGAUAAACAAAACACCCACUCUAGUGUUUAUGUAUACGUUUAGUUUCAUAUUUCUGAAAUGUGAUUGAUCCACUGGAAAUUUUAAAUUUGUAGUAGUUCUGGUGUCACACACUGUUAGAUUUUUGGUCCUUCAUAUUCAUAUUUUCUACCCCCUUAAAUAUUUAUUAGUAUUUUAUUAAAAACUUCAUCUGUAAAAAUUUGACUCAAUCAACGUUUUUCAGAACGACUAAUGAAAAUUGAGCAUCGACGAAAUACAAAAAAGUUUAUAUAAUUAUAUGAAUAAUGAAAUUAAAGAGUACCUUAUUAUUCUAGAAAUAUACAAGUAUUGUUAAUGAAAACUGUCGAUAUUGUUACAUUUAGGCAAAACGAGAUUUAGUCGUCAAAACAGUGAGAAUAAUAAUAAAUUUUAGUUUGAUAGUUGGUUGACAUAAGGGGUGUAGCUCCAUUUAUUUUAAUCUUUUGUUAUGGAUUUUGCAUGAGUUUAUGUGAUGUUAAUAUAAUUGUGUAUUUCAUCGACUCGACUGUGUAAAUGGACCAGCUUUAUAAAAUAUUUAUAAUAGUAAUCAUUAGCUAUUCCAGUCGUCAGUGACACUGAAUCGAUUUAAAGGAUUCGUCACCGAAUAAUUAGAAAAUUCUAAAUUUUAAGGCAUAUCUGAAUGUUUAUAAUGUUAGAUUUAAAAUAUGAAAUGUUACAAUUGUUCACCACUUCCAUAAAAUCCGUUUAGGAUGUUUACAUCUUUAAAAUAAUGGGAUAUUGGUUAGGGGUGAAGUAUAUGUGCAUUAAUACAUUUACUAUUGAUAAUGUAUUGGUGUACGUUUCCGUUCCUUGAAUCAAAACUGCCAUACAUUUUGGAACUUGCCUCGUUGGUGGCAAAGGACAGGAAUCGUAAAGGAGCCUGCACUUUGCCAAUGACGAUUUCUAAGAUUAGCCCACAGGUUUUCCACAUUUCUAGUUGUCAAUGUUUAUCUGGUUUCUAAGUAAUUAUCUUAUUGUACAUACUCGUAUGUCAUGUCCAAAUAGUACCUAUAUGAAUGUAUGCAAGCAGUGUCUGAUUUAAAUACAUAUAAAGCUUAUUAUCUAAAAA